AUGAUUGACACCCUUGACUACCAAGAGAGUUGCAAAGCUCCUAACCAAACUCUACCACCCUCGUCAUGGGCAGCUACAUUUGUUGCCAUGAAACUUGGAGAGUGGCUGGAGUACAACGAUUGCACUAUCCAAUGGAUUCAAAUAGAAGCUGGCCACAGAUAUCCCUCUGAUGUUCCUGUACUUGCUGGCUCUUUGAUUAGUGUUACUAUGAUAUCAAAGACAUCGAUAAACUUCCACUUCUUUGGGCUCAUCAUGAGAUCCGAGCAACAACAAGGCUUGACUUUGGAACAAGCUUAUAAAGUAUUUCCUGUAUAUGCACUUAUUCGCCAGCUCAUUGCUCUUCUUGAGCCGGGAGUUCACUGUGAGAUUGAUUCGAAUCCUUUGCGGUUUUCUCAACUCGAGAAACCUUUAGAAAGCUGGAAAGAGGCAUUGUCACAUACUAUCGAUCUCUUGAAUGUAGCAACUGGUGUGCUUCUGUGUGUUGUCGAUGGUCUUGAAUACAUGUAUCAUGGAAAAGCGAAAGCAAUGUAUAGUAAUAUCUUAGCUGCGUAA
Botrytis deweyae is the source of this 552-nucleotide messenger RNA. RefSeq lists its product as uncharacterized. The coding region runs from base 1 to 552 and encodes 183 amino acids. The transcript is spliced from 2 exons. The record is from RefSeq and is a predicted model, not a curated record. NCBI's taxonomy places the organism in Eukaryota, Fungi, Ascomycota, Leotiomycetes, Helotiales, Sclerotiniaceae.